Acanthochromis polyacanthus (spiny chromis) is the source of this 2999-nucleotide messenger RNA. RefSeq names its product syntaxin 17 (gene stx17). NCBI's taxonomy places the organism in Eukaryota, Metazoa, Chordata, Actinopteri, Pomacentridae. Gene Ontology annotation, molecular function: SNARE binding; SNAP receptor activity. The record is from RefSeq and is a predicted model, not a curated record. The coding region runs from base 416 to 1303 and encodes 295 amino acids. Gene Ontology annotation, cellular component: endomembrane system; SNARE complex; autophagosome membrane. Gene Ontology annotation, biological process: vesicle fusion; intracellular protein transport; exocytosis. The transcript has 7 exons.
UGGCAAAUUUAGAGUAUAAACGUAAACUGCUUAUGCAAACUGUUUCAUAAACAUUAUUUAUCUUUAAUAAAAUAUGAUGAAUGUCAGGAACAAACAGUUGUGGUAUUAUUUCAGAGCAAUCACGGGACACGCUGAGAGGGGAACGGAAUGCGCUGCGGCUGCUGCUUGACGUCGGAACCUAAUCGCAGACGCACUAGGAAGAGUUGUUUACAAACAGUUUACUGUCCGAAACAAGAAGGAAAACGUUGUUUACAAAGUACCCAGUGUAGAUAAAUGGUGUUCUAUUCAACAGCACGGAGGCCAACAACUGCCUGUAGCGGCUUUAGGUUACGUUAUUGAUGUGUGUUCUCCUGUGAGGUGAAGCUGAGCAGGUGCGGCUACUAACUUCCACAGAGGUGCUCGGUCAGCAGGACACAUGGCAGAGGAAGCCAACAAGCUGACACUGAGGCGCCUGGAGGCUCCGAUCCACAAGUUCAUUAAAGUGGCCCUGCCCACGGACCUGGAGCGGCUGCAGAAACACCACAGCAACAUACUGAAGUACCAACACAGCCAGCAAUGGGAGCGCCUCCACCAUGAACACAUCAACGCCAGCAGGACUGUCCAGCUGAGAGCAAACAUCAAGGAGAUGGAGAAGCUGUGCAGUCGGGUUCGUGCCGAAGACGCCGCCGCUCUGGAAGCCCUCGUCAGGCCGGUCAGAGACAGAGCGUCAGCCGCCGCACAAGACUUCCUGCUUCUGCACUCUAACCCCGUCGCUGCACCACCACCUGCCGCUCAGACGUCCAGCUGUGGAUCCGGUGGACGCCACGCCGAUGACGAAGUGGACGAGGAGCCGGCGUCUGGCAGGCAAAUUCAGCUCCACCUCCCAGAGAUCCCUGCUGAACAGAGUGCAGCUGAGUCCUGGGAUAACCUGGAGGAGGAUCUGAAGGAGCUGAGUGGUUUGGUGACGGAGUUCUCGCUGCUUGUCCAUUCCCAGCAGGAGAAGAUUGACAGCAUAGAGGACAACGUCAACACAGCCGCUGCCAACGUGGAGGAGGGGACCAAGAGCCUGGGGAAGGCGGUGGGCUACAAGUUGGCAGUGUUGCCGGUUGCCGGGGCGUUGCUGGGCGGCGUAUUGGGAGGCCCGCUCGGCCUGCUGGCUGGGUUCAAAGCUGCAGGGGUGGCGGCCGCUCUGGGAGGGGGCGCCCUGGGGUUCGCUGGUGGUAACUUGGUCCAAAAGCACCGCCGAGGACUGUUGGAUCUGCAGAUGAAGCAGCUGACAGCGCCGCCGCCACCGGACGAACCAGAGCCAAGCAAAGACAAAUGACCCGUUAGGCCCGGUUCAGUCCAGCUGCUGGUUAAUCACUGAGGCUCCUGAAAGCAACCGACGGACUCAGACGUCGCUAAGCACUGCUGUUACCGAGCACUGUGUCCAACAAGCAUGUAAUAACAGCCUUACUUUAGAGUCAGAUACGCUGACGUUCGAGUGGUGUUUCUGUGGGGACGUAAAUCUAAUUUUUCUACACACAAGUUUUUUGUUUUUUUUAUUCAGCAUAACAGCUAUUUACACUACAGCUUUUAGUGUGUGGUCGGCCAUGAGCACAACUCUUUACUGAAGACAAAUGAUGUUUGGUACCAAAUAAAUCAACCAAACAGACCCAGCUACAAGAGUACACUUGAGCUGUGUUCCUUAAGCUAACUUCUUCUCUACAAUUCAGGUUUACCAGCGGUCACGCCUCCAUGUUCCUUUAUGCAGAAAAUGAUGUGAGCAGCUGGAGCAGCCUGAUGUGAAAAAGUGUUGCUAUAUUUAUGUGAAGUACGUUGUACAGUUACAAUGGUGCAGUAUCACUUCAUUGUCAAAUGAUUGAAAACUAGAUCGCCUGACAGCAACUGAUUACUACCAAGUUGGACAGUAAGUUAGUUGUUCUUAUAUAAAAUUGAAAAGAAAAAUUUAGAUUUACUCGAGUAAAAACACAAGCCGCACAGUCGGAACAUAGUCGUGCUGUAAUAGCCCUCUUAUUCCAGCUUCUUUUCAGCCAGUUUUUGGUUUAUUCACCGACAUUCAUCUCUAAAUGUCGUCUCCUCAGCACCUUUUGCACUCAUGUAGCUCCAUAUCAUCACACUUCCACCUCCAUGCUUCACUGUCAGGACUAUGCAUUCACCAAACAUGCUGGACUCCAUCUGACCUCAACAACUUUAUCUUCAUCUGACCAAAGAAUGUGUGCUUAACAUUCAUGAGGCUUGUUUUUAUGCUCUUUUAGCCAAGUUUCAUCUUGCAGUUUUGUGGAUACCAACCACAGAGGUUGAUGUUCUGAGCUUCACACAUUUCCACUUAUAACACCUUUUACCAAGUCUAAAGCAGCUGCCGUUUGCUUUUCACAGCUAGACUGAGAGUAGUUCACUGUCUGUGGAGUUGUUUUAGCAGAACAAGCCAUGAUUAGUGGUACUAUGACUCCUCCUAUACCUCCUGAUUACUGCCAACACUGUGUCUCCACUGGUUUUUACUUGCUCUUCUUGCAUCCAUCCUCCCAUCUUUUAAUUUUUUUAGCUGUUUUGGUAGUUCUAUUCAUGUGGAUCAAAGAUGCAGACAUGCCGAUAGACACAUCUAUAGGUCAAAAAACUGGGAAAGUUCUGCCCUUUACGGCUCAUUUUAUCACCUCGUUCAUGCAGUUGGGCUCGAUUUCAGUGACCACAGGUGCUUUCAGUUUUAGGGCUUGAAUUUUCACCAUAGUUUUUUUUUUUUUUAAUCUUUCAUAAGGGGAAACUUUCUACUGUUCAGUUCAAAUACUAUAAUUACCGAGAGCUGAUACAGUUUUGAAUCAUUUGACAUUUAGGUGAUACUGCGCAGAAGUGUACUUGUGUCUCUUGUAUACUGUAAAUUAUGUUCUGUAUUAAUGCAGCAAAAUUGCACAAAAAAGAGCCCAAGUGCCACUGUCCAGAUCACUUCAGGGACUGGAGAAUAGAAACCUGCCGUGUGUUGAUUAUUACACCGCUGUUGCCAAAUAAAGUGUCUCUUUUCGGCA